Molecule: messenger RNA, 1358 nt
Organism: Xiphophorus hellerii (green swordtail)
Lineage: Eukaryota; Metazoa; Chordata; Actinopteri; Cyprinodontiformes; Poeciliidae
Product: CD48 antigen-like
Exons: 6
Coding region: 135-1040 (301 amino acids)
Cellular component (GO): membrane
Source: RefSeq, a predicted model, not a curated record
CCCCUCCGCUACAGGAAGAGCCUGAAAGUCAACGAUCCGCGGAGGAAAGGCUGAUAGUUUGAUCGUCUCUCCUGAUGCAGGAAACUUUUCUGCUGUUCAUAAAUAAAUAAUUGUUGUCUGGAUGUAGCUAUGAGAUGGAGACCCAGAUCACCUUUAUUUGCUUAUUUCUAGUGAUUCUGGGAUUUUCUGCUGCUGAAGUGAAGGAGAAUCUGACAGCAAUCGUUGGAGGAACCAUCACUCUACCUGGUGCUGUCACUGAGAAAGGAUAUCUUACAUAUAACUUAAAAAUCAUUGCUUCAGUAUCUAAAGGUGAACUUGAUAUUGAUGUGAACAUUUACAAGAACAAACUUCAGUGGAACCGAAGCUCUGGACUCUUUAUGAUCACAAACCUGCAGAAGAACGACUCAGGAAUCUAUACAGUUCAAAAAGGCGAAUUUUAUUCUUCAUAUAAGCUUCAAGUUUAUGAUCCAGCACCGACUCCUACAGUAACACCAGUUGAUGUGACCUCUGACCUCUGCCUGUUGAUCUGCUCUGUGGACAAACCAGCGACUCUGCUGUGGAUCAGAGACAAAGAAAUACAGAACCAGAGCCGCUCUGCUCUGUCUUUACCUGUUACUGUCCAUAAGGAGGAUAGAGAUUCAUCAUAUAGAUGUGUAGCAGCCAAUCCUGCAGAGAACAAGACUGUUGAUGUUAAUUUAAUGUCAUCCUGUGGAUUCAAACAGACACAAACUCUGGAUUAUAGAAGAAAAUAUUGGAUUGCAGGUGGUCUCUGCAUUGGGUUUAUUGUAUUGAUUGUUUUUGGAUUCCUGGUGAUCCAGAAGAAGUUUUUGGGCCAAAAAUCAUCAGGCAGUCAAACACAAGCAGGUUCAGUAAGAGAAGAGGAAGUCCAGUAUACGCCAAUUCAUUUUAAGGAUAAAAGACAAAAUCAGGGAGAAAAUAUUCCAGAACCAUCAGGAAGCAGCGACAACAAUCUGACAACAGUUUAUGCUAAACUGGAGCCUCCAACCACAGACCAGAACCUGCUAACAGCUAGCGGCUAACAGCUAACGGCUAACAGCUAGCGGCUAACAUUUCAGCUGUUCCUUUCAGGAACUCCAAGCUGUAAAACAGCUCUGUGUAAAUAUAAUAAAUCCCUGUAGAUAUUAAGCAGCUUAUUAUAUUAAUUUUUAUUGUUGGCUGUACAGGACUCCAUACAUUUCCUGUUUCUUGUAUUAAGUUUUAUAUUUGUGCCUUGAAUUUUUUGUGAAUAUUUUUGUGAAUAAUUUUUUGUUCUGUUACAAACAUUGCAGCAUUUCAUUUUUUUGUACUGUUUGCUAAAAGCAGCUUAGAAUGUGGUAAUAAAUGACUCAAUGACUGCC